CCGGACAUGGCCUGGUGGGGAGCACGGAUGUGAUGUCGGCCCAGGAGCUUGUGGCCUGCCUCUGCCGGGAGGGGGACCAGCACCUGGCGCUGGGGGAGCCCCCGCUGGCCACGGCCUUCUACCUGGCUGCCUUCAGCUGCCACGCCCCCUCCGCCGUGCGGAGCGUCCGAGCCGCCCUGGCCGAGGCCCGGGGGGCACCCGUGGUGGCCACGCUGGAGGCCUGGUGCCGAGGGGAAGGCCAGAUCCCCGCCAUCCACUGGGACGGCAUGGCCGUGGUGUCCCUGACCGGGACCCUGGCCUGCGCCUUCCUGGCCACGCUGUGCCCGGACCACCCGGCCGCGGCGCUGCACUCGCUGGCCGGGCUGCUGGCCCGCGGGCGGCACGGGGAGGUGGUGCGGCGCUGCGGGGCGCUGCUGGCCGCGCACUCGCAGCAGGGCCUGGAGCUGCGGCUGACCCGCGCGCUGGCCCGCAUCCUGUCGGGGGCGCAGGUGGACGCCGGCCUGGCCGACUACCUGCAGGCCUUCGCCUCCGCGGCCGACCGCACCGUGGCCUUCGUCCUCACCCACCAGCGGCCCUACCUCCCCGUGCUGGUCAGUGUCCUCCAGGCCCACGUCUCGGGGCGGCAGCAGGCCGCGGACAGCGCCGGCCAGCAGGAGGCCGACGGCCGGAGACUCCUAGCUGCCCUGGACCCCGGGGGCACCUGGAGCAAUGCCCUCUCCCCCGAAGUCCUGCUCCACGGGGGCCGCUAUGAGGACUGCCGGGCAGCCUGCAGCCGGGCCCUGGAGGCCGACCCCACCGGCAACAGAUCCCAAGGUGAGCGCCUGGCCGCCCUGCUGGUCACCCGCGCGGCCGCCGCCUUCUUCCUGGACCGAGGCGCCCAGGACCUGCUCCGCGACCUGCACGAGGCCUUCCGCGAGAGCCCGGCGGGCGCGCGGAGGCAGUUCGAGGCCGUGCUCUCGGCGCGGGACCGGGAGCGGGUGCUGGCCCAGCUGCGGGAGGCCGCGGACGUGGGGUUCGCCCACUUCCAGGAGGCCGUGCGGAGCCGCCCGGAGCUCCGCGACGACUCGGGCCGCGAGCUGCUGGCCCCGGUGGCGCGCGCUCUGCGCGUCCUGUUGCGCGUGGCGCCGGCCGGGGCGCGCCCGGCCCUGGGAGCCCGCCUGGCCGAGUGCCUGCUGCUGGCGGGGGACGCGGGGGGCGCCCGGGCCCUGUGCGAGCGCCUGCUGCGCCCCCGGGACCGCGCGGGCACACGCGCCGGGGACCCUGCCGGGGACCGAGUGCCUCUGCUGGCGCUUCGCGGCUUCUGCGCGCUGCACGCGGGGGACGCGCCGGGCGCCCGGGAGGACUUCCAGGAGGUGGUGGCGCAGGGCCCGCCGCACCCCCGCGGCUGCGUGCGCGCCCUGUGCGGCCGCGGGCUGCUGCGCGUGCUGGCGGGGAGCGCGUUCCUGGGCGCGCUGGACUAUGUCACCGCCUGCCGCCUGCAGCCCGAGGAGGCCCUGCUCGUCGCCAAGGCCUUCGUGCCCUGGAACCAGCGGGGGCUGCUGCUGACGGUGCUGCGCGAGGAGGCCCGCAGGAUGCUCCAGCGGAGGCCCGACCCGGGACCCACGGGGCCCACGGGCGCGCGGGGCCGCCGGAGCCAGGCCGCGGAGACCGACGCCUCCGCCGAGCAGGACGGGGACGCCCAGGGCGUGUACCAGCUGGCCACGCUGCUGAUGGAGCUGGACACGGAAGACGAGGAGUCCCGCCUCCUGGCGGCCGACGCCCUGUACCGCCUGGGCCGCCUGGAGGAUGCCCACAAGGCGCUGCUGGUGGCGCUGUCCCGCCGGCCCCAGGCGGCCCCCGUGCUGGCGCGGCUGGCCCUGCUGCAGCUGCGGAGGGGCUUCUCCUACGAUGCCAACCAGCUGGUGAAGAAGGUGGUCCAGUCCGGGGACACGGCCUGCCUGCAGCCCACCCUGGACGUCUUCUGCCCGGAGGACCGGCAGCUGCUGCGGGGCCACUGCCACGCCCGGGCCCUGGCCAUCCUGCGGGCACAGCCAGGCGGGCCCGAGGGCGAGGCCCACACCAGGGAGGCCAUCGCCUACCUCUCUCUGGCCAUCUUUGCUGCAGGGAGCCAGGCCAGCGAGUCCCUGCUCACCCGCGCCCGAUGCUACGCGCUCCUGGGCCAGAGGAAGACCGCCCUGUUCGACUUCAACUCCGUGCUGCGGGCCGAGCCGGGGCACAUGCAGGCGCUGUGCGGGCGGGCGCUCCUGCACCUGGCUCUGGACCAGCAGCAGGAGGCCGUGGCCGACGUCCUCUCGGCGCUGAGGCUGGACCCGCGGGCGGCAGUCCCUGAGCUCCGCUCCCUGAAGCCGGAGGCCCAGGCCCUCGUCGCACAGGGCCUGUCGUCCUGCUGCCGGGGCCUCCUGAGCCGGCGGCCGGGCCCUGGGGCCCCCCUCGGUGACAGCGACAUCCAGGGCCUCCUGGCCGCGGGGGAGGCGCUGAUCGAAAUGGACGCGGGGCAGCUGCGCGGGCACCUCCUCCUGGCCGACGUGCUCAUGGCCCUGGGUACGUAUGAGGAGGCGGGCACCCGCCUACAGGAAGCCCUGUGCCCCACCCCGCCCUCAGAGGCUGCCCGGGCCCGGCGUGGCCUGCUCCGGCUCAAGAAGGGAGAUGUGCCGGCCGCGGCCCAGGACCUGCAGUGCCUGGCGGAGACGGACGCCGGGGACCUCCGCUUCCUGCUGAGCCUCCUGGAGGCCUCGGAGCGGCAGGGCCUGGCCCAGGCUGCAGCCCAGGAAGCCAGCACCCUCCUGACCUCGGGGCAGCCUAGGCAGGCGCUGGGCUACUGCUCGCUGGCCGUCCUGGCGGGUGGCGGCAGGGCCGGUCACCUGCGCCUGCGGGCCGCCUGCCUGGCCGAGCUGCGGGAGUGCGGCCGGGCGCUGGGAGACCUGGACCUCGUGCUCCGGGAGCGUGCGGCGGACAGCGACCUCCCGGUGCGGGCGGAGGACCUGUGCUCCAGGGGCCGCCUGCUCCUGCGCCUGGGGAAUGAGGCCGGGGCCGCAGGGGCCUUCGCCCAGGCCCUCACGCUGGCGCCCGCCCCGGCCCAGAGCAGCCUGUGGGAGCGGCCUGGCCGGGCCCCCGCCGCCCAGGUGCUGCUGGGCCACGGGCAGCGCUGCCUGGAGGAGCAGCGGUACGAAGAGGCCUGGACGGCAGCCGAGAGCGGGCUCCUGGUGGACCCCGAGCACUGCGGCCUGAGGAGGCUGAAGGCGAGAAUCCGGAGGGAGGCAGCCUCGGGCUGCCGGCUCCACUGACCCGAACGGCCAGGCCCAGCCACGGGGCCACCCUGUCCUUUCCCCCCAACCAGGAGGUGCUGACCCCACCCUCCCAGCUCUGAGGUGGACGGGUCGGCAGAGAGAAGGGAGUUACGCUGGCCUGGAGCCCAGAGCCCCUCCCUGCAAUGGCGCCCCGAUCCCCAAGGCUGGACCCUGGCGGCCCUAGCCUGGGGCCAGCAGGUGGACAGGAUGAAGGCCAGCCCUGGUGGCCCUAAGGAGCUGGUGCAGCCCCUGCCUCGGCGUGAAGCAGCCUUUGACCCUGGCCUAAGCCAGAGACGAAACUCCCCGGCUGGGGCCUGCGGCUGAGCCCCAUCCUCAUCAAGUCAUUCUCCGGGCAGCCCAGCGCCCACGCCCACCCCCGCCAUGGCGACGGUGUGGCCCCUCCUCCCUGCUGCUCUGAG
Molecule: messenger RNA, 3706 nt
Organism: Myotis myotis
Lineage: Eukaryota; Metazoa; Chordata; Mammalia; Chiroptera; Vespertilionidae
Gene: TTC34
Product: tetratricopeptide repeat domain 34
Exons: 8
Coding region: 33-3284 (1083 amino acids)
Molecular function (GO): protein binding
Source: RefSeq, a predicted model, not a curated record